CUCAACUCCUUCGAUCAUUACCAACUGCAUCAAGUGCACCCUGGCAACGAUAAGUUGGGUAAAAAUCGGUUUUAAUGUUUUAUUCUAAUUAUUCUAUCGUAUAAAUUCAGCAUGCUAGAUCAAGUUGUCGCGCCAAAUCACACCAUUUAUAUCAAUAAUCUUAAUGAGAAAAUUAAAAAAGAUGAGUUGAAGAGAUCUCUAACUGCAGUAUUUUCUCAAUUUGGCAAAAUUCUUGAUAUUGUUGCUAUGCAAACUUUAAAAAUGCGGGGACAAGCCUUUGUGGUGUUCGAUGAUAUAAAAAGCGCGACUGCUGCUCUUACUACGAUGCAAUCCUUUCCGUUUUAUGACAAGCCAAUGAGAAUACAGUAUGCGAAAACGGAUUCUGAUGUUAUAGCUAAAAGGAAAGGAACUUAUAUUGAACGUGUUAAGGAACCACGACCAGAGCCUGGUGAGAAGAAAAGGCAUCGCGGAGAUCUUAAAGAAAUCAAAAGGAAAAAAGCAAAAGAAAUGCAGAUGCAAUUACUGCAGCCUCUGUUACCUGGUAUUCCUGCCGGGGCAAUGGUCCCAACUCUAAUCCCAACAUUAUUUAGUGGUCACCAAAGCAUUCCUCUUCAAACCAUGCCACAAGCUCAAACUGCAGCUAUGACAGCAGGAACUACGACUACUACGUCUACAUCUGUAGUAUCAGAUCAACCACCUAACCAGAUUUUGUUUGUGACAAAUGUACCUAAAGAGGCAACUGAUGCUAUGCUAACUAUUCUUUUCAGUCAAUUUCCUGGCUUUAAAGAAGUGCGAUUGGCACCUGGGAGGCAUGAUAUUGCCUUUGUGGAGUUUGAAAAUGAGAUUCUUGCUUCCACUGCCAAAGACUCGUUACAGGGUUUCAAACUUACUCCUACUAAUCCCAUUAAUAUCACUUUCGCCAAUAAGUAAUAGAUUUUUUAUGUGUACAUAUUCAUAAUAUGUGACCAACGAAAUCACUUCCAUUAUCAUAUUAAAUAAAAUAAUGCUUAUACAA
This is a messenger RNA of Argiope bruennichi, 1015 nucleotides long. Its product is annotated as U1 small nuclear ribonucleoprotein A-like. The transcript is spliced from 5 exons. Gene Ontology annotation, molecular function: U1 snRNA binding. NCBI's taxonomy places the organism in Eukaryota, Metazoa, Arthropoda, Arachnida, Araneae, Araneidae. The record is from RefSeq and is a predicted model, not a curated record. Gene Ontology annotation, cellular component: U1 snRNP. Gene Ontology annotation, biological process: mRNA splicing, via spliceosome. Bases 112 to 930 code for a protein of 272 amino acids.